AUGACGAGCCUUGGCUUCUGGCGACGCGCCCUUGCGCCCAUUGCCAUUCUUUCUUGGGCUUCCUUUGUCACCGCCUACCCUCUCGUGAGCGAGCAAGUUCUCAAGAGGGCCGAGAUCAAGAUUGAAGACGUCCGCGACAACUACGACUACGUCAUUGUUGGUGGUGGUCAGGCCGGUAUCGUCCUGGCCAGCCGCCUCUCUGAGGACCCUGAUGUCACCGUCCUCGUCGUCGAGUACGGAUACUUCAACAACGCCCCCUCUGUCCUGCAGCCUUCUAGCGCCACCAGCUACCAGCGCAAUGUGCAGUUCAACAUCACCUCGGUGCCCCAGACCGAGCUCGACGGCUACAAGCAGUCCGUCUUCGCUGCCUGCUGCGUUGGUGGAGGCUCGACCAUUAAUGGUAUGCUUCUGAACCGUGGCUCUGCUGCCGAUUACGAUGCCUGGGAGUCUCUCGGCAACCCUGGCUGGGGCUGGGAGGGUCUCUACCCCUACUUCGUCAAGAGUCAAACUCUUGAUGAGCCCAACCCGGCCACCGCCGAGGAGUUUGACAUGACCUGGGGACCCGAGUCCUACAGCGACGGCCCCAUCCACGUCUCCUUCUCCUCUUUCCAGUGGCCUGGUGUUAAGAUCCAGCGCCAAGCUCUCAUCGAAGCCGGUGCCGAGGCCCCAGUCGACGGCUCUGGCGGCGAUGCGUACGGUGUCAUCUGGUACCCCACCGCCCUCAACAACGCCACAGCCACCCGCUCCUACGCCGUCAACGGCUACUGGGACCCCGCCAAGGACCGCCCCGGUCUCGACCUCCUCGCCGGCUGGCGCGUCGACGAGGUGACCUUCAACGACGACAAGCACGCCACCGGCAUCAUCAUGCGCGAGCGCGGCGUCGAGGACGCCGAGCGCAUCACCAUCAAGUCGAACCGCGAGGUCGUCAUCACCGCCGGCGCUCUGCACAGCCCCCAGGUCCUCCAGAGGAGCGGCAUCGGCCCCAAGUGGCUGCUCGACGAGGCCGGCAUCGACGUCCGCGUCGACCUUCCCGGCGUCGGGUCUAACUUGCAGGACCACGCCGUUGCUGGCGUUUCUUAUCGAUUCAACUCCAACCUCGAGCUGAAUCCCCAAGAUUCCAUGGCCAACUCCACUUUCGCCCAAUGGGCCGCCCGCGAACUCUCCGAGAACCACGCCGGCCCCCUGCGCGUCGCCACCGGCAACAUUGGCGGCCUGAUCCCCUUCCCCGUCAUCGACCCCGAAGGGUACGAGGCCGUCAUCGACGAGUACCUCAACCUCGAGCUCGCGCCCCACCUGCCCGCCUCCUACGUGGACGAGAACGUGGCCGGCUACGCCGCCCAGCGCGCCGUCAUGGCCGACCUCAUGGCCCGCAGCGACAACGCCUUCCUCGAGCUGCCCCUGCAGGCCGCACCCGGUUACUCGGCCGUGCUCAUCAAGGUGCUCAGCCGCGGCACCGUCCACCUCGACCCCACCGACAUCUACGCCGAGCCCAUCGUCGACUACUUCACCUACGGUAUUCCCACCGACAAGAGGAUGAUGAGGAGCAUCGUCCGGUGGAUCCGCAAGGUGCACGAGACCGAGGCCAUGAGCGAGCUCGGCCCCGAGCCCGUCAACCCGCCCGAGGACGUCGUCACCGACGAGGAGAUUGACGCUUGGUUGACCAAGGGAACGACCUGCUCCACUGCGCACAAUUCUUGCAGCAACCCCAUGAUGCCCCAGGAGCAGGGCGGUGUCGUUGGCGCUGAUCUCCUCGUUCACGGCGUUACUGGCCUGAGUGUGGCGGAUUCGUCCAUCAUGCCCAUCAUCCCUGCCGCCGAUAUCAUCAAGGAGCGCCAUGCCGGCAAGACCGAGGAGCCUGCCGAGGAGCCUGUCGAGGAAGCUCCCGAGGAGGAGGAACCCGUUGAGGAAGAGCCUGUCGAGGAGGAGCCCGUCGAGGAGGACCCUUGA
Molecule: messenger RNA, 1947 nt
Organism: Parascedosporium putredinis
Lineage: Eukaryota; Fungi; Ascomycota; Sordariomycetes; Microascales; Microascaceae
Source: the annotation of a GenBank genome assembly